Vombatus ursinus (common wombat) is the source of this 3574-nucleotide messenger RNA. RefSeq names its product signal peptide peptidase like 2A (gene SPPL2A). Lineage: Eukaryota; Metazoa; Chordata; Mammalia; Diprotodontia; Vombatidae. Gene Ontology annotation, biological process: membrane protein proteolysis. Gene Ontology annotation, molecular function: aspartic endopeptidase activity, intramembrane cleaving. The transcript has 16 exons. Gene Ontology annotation, cellular component: lumenal side of endoplasmic reticulum membrane; lysosomal membrane; Golgi-associated vesicle membrane. The coding region runs from base 179 to 1795 and encodes 538 amino acids. The record is from RefSeq and is a predicted model, not a curated record.
ACACGUCGGGGCGGAAGUCGCGGUCCGCUCCACCGCAGGCGCCCCGCAGGCUUCAGCCACCCGCCUAGGGUCCGAGCCGGAAGGAAGUGGAGUGGACCGGGCCGGAGCCGGCCUCCUCCGAGCCGGGUCCGAGCGGCAGCCACGGUCUCUGGAACCGACGCUCCAGGGGCCGAGGAGGAUGAGGCCGAAGAGGCGGCUGCUCCCGGCCGCAGCCGCCCUGCUCUGGGGCUUUCUGCUAAGGAUGACAGCUGCUCAGGAAGGAAUCAUACAUGCAUAUGGAAAUGGAACACCAUUACCAUCUAAGGACUACUGCAUGCUAUAUAAUCCCUAUUGGACAACUCUUCCUACUACAAUAGAAAAUGCAACUUCAUUUAGUUUGGAGAACCUGACCACACCACUCUGCAACCUUUCUGACAUUCCUUCCCCUGGAAUAACAAACAAAGUAGUUGCAGUAUCAUGGGGCACCUGUGAGUUUCUGGAAAAAGCUAAGAUUGCACAAAAAGGAGGUGCUAAAGCAUUGUUGGUUGCCAAUGGCAGUUUACAAUUUCCUCCAACAGGAAACAAAUCCGAAUUUCAAGAUGUGAACCUAUUGAUUGCAUUUAUGACUAACAAAGAUUUGAGAGAUAUGCACCAGACUCUUGGAAAUAACAUUUCUGUGAAACUGUAUUCACCACCUCGACCUAAAUUUGACUAUACUAUGGUGGUCAUCUUUAUAAUUGCCGUGUCAAGUGUGGCCUUAGGAGGUUACUGGAGUGGCGUCAGUGAAUUGGAGGACAUGAAGGCAGUGACAAACACUGAAGAAAGAGAAACAAAAAAGAAGGAAGACUCUUUAACUUUUACUCCACUUACAGUUAUAAUAUUUGUGGUUGGCUGUUGUGUUAUAAUGAUCUUACUUUAUUUCUUCUACAAGUGGCUAGUCUAUGUUAUGAUAUCAAUUUUCUGCUUGGCAUCUUCAAUGAGUUUAUACAAUUGCCUCGCACCACUGAUUGGGAAAAUACCAUGUGGACGAUGCAGGAUUGUAUGUGGCAGCAAAAGCUUUGAAGUGAGACUCCUCUUUAUUGCAGCAUUUUGCAUAUCCUUGGCUGUUGUUUGGGCUGUAUUUCGAAAUGAUGACAGAUGGGCCUGGAUUUUACAAGAUCUUUUGGGAAUGGCUUUCUGUCUGAAUCUAAUUAAAACAUUGAAAUUACCCAACUUCAAGGCGUGUGUAAUACUUCUAGUCCUCCUUCUCAUCUAUGAUGUAUUUUUUGUUUUCAUAACACCAUUCAUCACAAAGAAUGGGGAAAGUAUCAUGAUCGAAGUUGCAGCUGGACCUUUUGGAAGCAAUGAAAAGAAUGGUGGAAACUUGGUGGAAGCCACUGCUCAGCCCUCAGCUCCCCAUGAGAAAUUGCCAGUUGUUAUCAAAGUACCAAGAUUGAUAUAUUUCUCUGCAAUGAGUGUGUGUCUAGCACCUGUUUCAAUACUGGGUUUUGGAGACAUUAUUGUUCCAGGUCUCCUGGUUGCUUAUUGUCGAAGAUUCGAUAUCCAUGUUGGUUCUUCUAUCUACUAUGUUUCCUGUGUAAUUGCCUAUGCUGUGGGCAUGGUGCUCACGUUUAUAGUUCUGAUACUAAUGAAGCAGGGGCAGCCGGCUCUUCUUUACUUAGUACCUUGCACACUUAUUACUGUUGUGAUUGUUGCUUGGAGACGUAAGGAAGUAAAAAAGAUCUGGAAAGGCACUAGCUACCAGAUGAUGGAAAACUUGGACUCUGGAGCUAGUGAAGAAAAUGUGACAACUGAUCAACAAACUGUCAGACAGUGAUAUUAGGUGAACCUGCAAUAAUCUAUUAUAUACGUUUUUCUACAAAUAGACAAAUGAAGUUUGAUUUUUUAAAAUAUGAAUUUUGAAUGGGAAAUUUGAAAGAAUCUUCAAUAAUUUGUAAUGCUUGCAUAUGUAUUUUUUUAUGAGCUGGUACAAAGUACAGCAUAAAUAAUUAAAAUGUAUUUUAAGAGCCAAAAUGUUAGUUGUGCCUUCACAUUAAAUAAAAACAUAUGGUCUGUGCAAUUUUCAAGUGCAUUGUAUGCAGAAUAUUUUUUUCUGAAAGCAUAUCUUGCCCCUGGGCCUCUGGUUAAAUACUUUUCUUCUGGCUUGAAUUUAGUUCCACGACUAGUGACAAAUUGCUAUUUUUGUCCCAGUGAACCUUUGAACAGAUUGUACUAUUAAAGAAUCACACAAAUAUCUUACUAGUUCUUAAAUAUAUGUAGAAAUAACUAAAAUAUAAAAGAAAGCAGUUCCCCUAUUUUUUUUUUAUUUAAUAACUGACCCUCUCAGGUAAGUAGGGCAUAGAAUGUUGGAGUUUGGGGAAUAUGCACAAAAUACUGUUUUUAUGUAAUGUAGUACAAGUAAAACAACUUUAAAAUUGGGUGCCAAUUAAGGAUUUAAUAUAACAUAUCUUGUUAUAACCUUUUUUCCAAAAGCUGAUGAAAAAAGAAGUGACUAAAAUUUUAGUCACCAACACCAAAAAUUAAAUCUGUUUUCUAAUAGCUUAUUAUGUCUUGGCAUGAUAGCUUUCAUUUUUUUCAUUAACAUUAGAUUUUGUUUGAGUGGUUGUAAUCAGGUGGGAGCAAAUGGUAGCCUGAUAACAUACAAAGUGUGAUGUGAUAGAAAGAACACUAAAUUAUCAAGAGACUUAGUUUGAGUCCCUCUACCCACAUUAAUUUCUCUACCUUUGUUUCUUCACCUGUGAAAGGAUUAGAUUAGGUGAACUCUGAAGUCCCAUUCCUGCUCUAAUGUUCUAUGAUUUAAGGCUCAUUGAAUUGGGAAUCUGGCAAUUAAUCCAAAGACAUAAAUCCAGGUCUCCUAGAGGUCAGUGAGUCAAAAAUCACCUUUAUACCUUUUUUUUUUUUUACUUUUGCUCUUCCUAUAAAUCCCUUAACAAAGACUGAUUGUGCAACUGCCAAGAUAGUACAGUUCAGUAACUAAUUUACAAAAUAUGUAUGAUAUGUAGCUAUGAUCUGUUUUUAAGGCCAAAGUAUAACUUACUGAGUCAUAGCUAAUUUUUCUCUUUCAAAGAUCAGAAAAUGACACAGACAGAAUUUGGACUAUAAGGGAAUUUGGUUCUUUGGUUUAAUGUUUAACUUUGCAUUAGUUAAUUACCAAUGGAAGGAGCUAAAGUGAUUUAAGCAUAGUUUCUUAAAACAAUUCCCUUCAGGCCAUCUGAACACCAGGACCCUUAUUUUUGCUUAGUGUAUUUAAUGAUCAGAAGGCCAUAGAAUUUAAGAACUGGUGGGACCCUUGAGAAUCUUCUAGUCUUGUCCUCUGCAGUUUGAAAAUGAAGAAACUAAAAGUCCAAAGAGUUUGUGAGCCAAGUUAAUGCUUGUUAGUGGCCUAACUGGGACCAAAACCUAGGUUUUUGUAGGUUCUUAUUAAAUGAAUGCCUUAUCUAGGACAGAAAAAUUAAUCUUGGCUUCCUAAAACAGUUUCUUAUUGAAAAUCCAGUUUAUUUGGCAGACUCUGAUAGUGAGAGAACAAGAUUAAAUUGCUUGAAAAGCUUCAUCUAUAUUUUGAUGUAUAAUGUCAAUAAAAUUUUUCAUCCAAUAA